CCGAAAAAAAAAGACAAGAAGAAAUCACUGACGUCAAAAAAACAAAAAAAGUUCUUGCGCUAAUUGAGGGUUGUUGCAUUAUCGGCUUUGGAUUUUUGAUUGAAUUUUUUAUGGCCGUUUUCUGAUUGGCGUGCAGUUAGUUGGUCAAUCAAAGAUAUUGAAGCAUACAUCCGCUUUCUCUUUUCUCUUUGACCAUCACGAUUUCCAUCUCAAAAUAAUGCCAUCUCCUUCCGGAAAGGAGGCUUUGGCUGCCACGUUGGACAAAAAAGCACAACAACCUCCUCCUUAUCCUUUUUGGCUGGGAGGUGCAGCUGCAAGUAUAGCAGCAUGUUUUACUCAUCCUUUAGAUGUCACAAAAACAAGGCUACAAACAGCAUCAGCAAAACAAGGAACGAUUGGAACACUCGUAGGAGCAGUGAAGAGUGAUGGUAUCUCUGGAAUCUACACAGGUCUAACAGCAAGCUUGCUACGUCAAAUGACAUACAGUGUCACACGUUUUGGUGUAUAUGAUUACCUUAAAGCACAAAUCAAACCUACAAUACGGUAUAAGAAAGAUGGAAAAAAGGAAGAAAAGUUAUCACCUUGGUCUGUCGCUGCAGCAGCAAGUGUAGCAGGAGCAGCAGGUGGAAUAGCCGGUAAUCCGGCCGAUAUCGUCCUUGUUCGAAUGACAUCUGAUAUUAACAAGAAGCCAGCAGAAAGGUAUAAUUAUUCAAAUGCACUUACUGGACUGUAUAAAAUGGUACAAACCGAAGGCGUUGGAUCUUUGUUCAGAGGUGUGGCUCCGAAUACGAUUCGUGCCGUUUUGAUGAACGCAUCGCAACUUGCAACGUAUGAUCUAGCAAAAGAUGCUUUGUUGGCAACUGGAUAUUACAAGGAAGGCACUUGGCUACACUUCUCAGCAAGUUUUGUCGCCGGUACAGUAGCCACUACAGUUUGCUCACCUGCUGAUGUUGUCAAAGCACGAGUGAUGCAGAGUAGCACAAACGGAGGUGGAAGCAUGAUUGGGAAAUUACAGAAAGCUAUCCAGAGAGAGGGAGUUGGAUUUUUGUUCCGAGGUUGGACCCCAGCGUGGAUACGGCUGGCACCAAAUACUAUCCUAAUCUUCUUGACGUUGGAGAAGCUCAGAGUGGUUGUUGAUAUGGCAAGAGAAAAGCGUGGAAUACCGACAAAGAGAACGACACAAGCGACAACGACUUCCUAGGGCGAUAAUUUACUGGCAAAACACA
Meira miltonrushii is the source of this 1226-nucleotide messenger RNA. RefSeq names its product mitochondrial carrier. The coding region runs from base 218 to 1201 and encodes 327 amino acids. Gene Ontology annotation, molecular function: sulfate transmembrane transporter activity; thiosulfate transmembrane transporter activity; antiporter activity. NCBI's taxonomy places the organism in Eukaryota, Fungi, Basidiomycota, Exobasidiomycetes, Exobasidiales, Brachybasidiaceae. The record is from RefSeq and is a predicted model, not a curated record. Gene Ontology annotation, biological process: phosphate ion transmembrane transport; oxaloacetate transport; malate transmembrane transport. The transcript is spliced from 2 exons.